Ziziphus jujuba (common jujube) is the source of this 1216-nucleotide messenger RNA. Its product is annotated as soluble inorganic pyrophosphatase. The transcript is spliced from 9 exons. Gene Ontology annotation, cellular component: cytoplasm. Gene Ontology annotation, molecular function: magnesium ion binding; inorganic diphosphate phosphatase activity. The record is from RefSeq and is a predicted model, not a curated record. Gene Ontology annotation, biological process: phosphate-containing compound metabolic process. NCBI's taxonomy places the organism in Eukaryota, Viridiplantae, Streptophyta, Magnoliopsida, Rosales, Rhamnaceae. The coding region runs from base 263 to 907 and encodes 214 amino acids.
CCGAUUGAUUCCGUUUAGUAUCGGAGGACUCGUAUUGACUUAUGACUGACUGCUGAGAGAUAGAUUCCCCAAUAGAAAGAAAGAAAGAAAGAAAUUGACAAUUAGACAGUACAGUGUAGGCUUCUUCCUCCGAAGUUUUUCAAUAUAGAGGAAAGCUGAAUAAAACUCCUUAUCCGUCUCGCUAAUUGCAUGCCCUGAAGAUUAAUCAUUUCGUAGGCCAAAAUCGAAGUGUUGAUUUCACGUUAUCGGUGCUUUGUUGCAUAUGGCUAACAACGGUGGAGAAUCAAGUGGGAAGAAUGCAGGAUUCCCUCACGUGGUCCUCAAUGAAAGAAUUCUUUCGUCGAUGUCACGGAGAUCAGUGGCUGCUCAUCCCUGGCAUGACUUAGAGAUUGGACCUGGUGCUCCUUCGGUUUUCAACUGUGUGGUUGAAAUUAGCAAAGGCAGCAAGGUUAAAUACGAGCUUGACAAGACAACUGGCCUCAUAAAAGUUGAUCGUAUUCUUUACUCAUCGGUUGUUUAUCCACACAACUAUGGUUUUAUCCCACGAACCAUUUGUGAGGACAGUGAUCCUAUGGAUGUCCUGGUACUGAUGCAGGAGCCUGUACUGCCUGGUUCUUUCCUUCGAGCCCGGGCUAUUGGAUUAAUGCCUAUGAUUGAUCAGGGUGAAAAGGAUGACAAAAUUAUUGCAGUAUGUGCUGAUGAUCCUGAGUUCCGCCAUUACAAGGACAUCAAAGAUCUUCCUCCUCACCGUCUUGCAGAAAUCCGCCGAUUCUUUGAGGACUACAAAAAGAAUGAAAACAAGAAAGUCGAUGUCGAGGACUUCUUACCUGCUGAAUCUGCCAUUGAUGCUAUCAAAUACUCCAUGGACCUCUAUGCAUCUUACAUCGUGGAGAGCUUGAGGCAAUAACUUGCAGACACCACUUACCAUGUCAAUGACGAAGACUCGUAGUUAAUAGUAACGAGGCUGACAGACUUCUUGCUUUAUGCCUCACUGCACAAGUUUUAAAUACUUGAAUGCAUUCGAAUGACAUCAAGUAUAAAAUAGACCUUGUUCUUGUAUUUCGUAUCCUUUUCCUUUUUCUGUAGAAUCCCAUGUACCUGUUGAUGCUGCUGUUGGAAACUUAAAGAAUUUUAAUAUGGGUUUCGAAAUAUUACAAAAUUGUCAUAUUCCAUAAAUUCAUGUGACACGAAUUCAGUGUCAUGUUUUAUGCCCAAA